This is a messenger RNA of Limanda limanda (common dab), 1608 nucleotides long. RefSeq names its product craniofacial development protein 1 (gene cfdp1). The coding region runs from base 113 to 1027 and encodes 304 amino acids. The record is from RefSeq and is a predicted model, not a curated record. NCBI's taxonomy places the organism in Eukaryota, Metazoa, Chordata, Actinopteri, Pleuronectiformes, Pleuronectidae. The transcript has 7 exons.
GAAGAAGAAGAAGAAGAAGAAGAAGAAGAAGAAGAAGAAGAAGAAGAAGAAGAAUUUGUUAGAGAUCGGUCGGUUUUAUUUACGUUCAGUCAGAGGCUUUUAAUGCACAAUAAUGAACUAUAGUGACUACGACUCUGACGGAUAUUCGUCUAAUGCGGACGCAGACUACGUCCCAUCAGAUGAUAAUUUAAGCGAGGAUGACAUUAACCAGUGUUUAAAGGAGGACCCUCUGUACGCAGAUGAUGUUGUACCAAAUCCUGAUGAUGUCAGCAAAUCAAAAAGGAAGAAGAAGGCCAUCAGCAUGAGAAAGAGGAAGAAAGGAGUACUAAAAUUCGAGAUGGAAGGAGGGGAUAGAGGUGAAGCACAAGAGUCCCAUCCAGCACAGGAAGAGAUGGUCAAACCCAGAGGGGAAGGGGAUGUUGAUGAAGAGAAAUCGAAGAAAAAAUCUGAAGACCUCUGGGUGAGAUUCCUGUCUGAUGUUGGAUCCAGACCCAAACAAUCCACAGAUAAUGCACAGUCAAGUACCACACAGAAGGCAGAUUCUCCAGCGAUGAAGACUACUCUUUUGACUACAGAAACAACAGCAUCAGAACCUGCCAACGUCACGAUAACUAAAGUGUUUGACUUCGCUGGAGAAGAAGUAAGAGUUAAUAAAGUGGUGUCAGCAAACUCCAGAGAAGGUCAGAGUUAUCUGAAGAGCCAAAACACUGAACCGGAGGAAAAUGGAGAAGAAGACACAAACUCAUCACCCGGUCAACAACCUCUUCCUGGCACCAGUGCUAAGCGGCCAGCAGGCAUGUCAAGCCUUCUGAGUCGUAUGGGGGGAAAGAAACAAAAGAUGAGCACACUUGAAAAGUCAAAGAUGGACUGGGACGCAUUCAAAUCAGAGGAGGGCAUCACGGAGGAGCUGGCUAUUCACAACAGAGGCAGAGAAGGGUUUGUGGAGCGGAAGAACUUCUUGGAGAGGGUCGACCAUCGCCAGUUUGAGUUAGAAAAAGCAGUACGACUGAACAACAUGAAACAAUGAUAGCGUUGCCGUUUCCUCAGUAAAGCUGCCCCAGACUGGUGCUGUGGCUUGGGUCUAUUUCAGGACAUGGAUAUUAAAAGGCGUAGUUUGUGUAAUUGUCGGGGUUGAGUGUUCUGUCCUUCCAUCAUUGUGAGAACCAUUUGGAUUUUCAAAUCCUCUCUCUGAAUACAUUUUUGAAUUAUGAGGUCAUUUUUGUCUGUUUAUGGGGCUGAUGUAUGACCAAGACUAGAAUUAUUUGCUAUUAUCACAACUUUUGUUUUUAAUUUUGUACAUUACUUUUAUUUGUUAUUGUAACAUGUACUAACCUCUUUAACUGCCGAGAUUUUUAUCUAAAUAACUCUGAAAGUCAGGCCAAGAAACACAAGCACUCAGACAAUGGUAAAGACGGACUAAAUUAACAGAUUACAACAAAAAAUAUCAAAAUAGAAAUAAAAAGGAGUAAGACUUAAAUUGGGAUCUGGUAAAAGUUAGGUAGAGCAGUAGAGCAACUGGCCCUGGAAAUAUUUGUUUUCCAGUUAAAUGUUAGUAACCAUUAAAAGCGUUGCGGUCAGAAUCUAAAUAAAGCUGUAAAUGCAAAGGCC